AUGAAGAAGGAUCCGCCGCUGCUGAUGGUUGCUCUAUCCCCUCUUCCCCUCUCCUCUCCCCGUUCCCGCUUGUGCCUCUCCGCAAUCAGGUCUCGAGGCGAUGAAGAAGGAUCCGCUGCUCAUUGUGGGGCCAAUGCUGUCGGGACAGGUGGCGCUGCUCGGAAGCAGCCUCGGGAAUGCCGCACAGUUCUUUUCUCCUCUCAUCUCAUCCCUCCCCUUGUGCCUUCUUUCAGAUACCCAUGUUCUUUUCUCCUCUCAUCUCAUCCCUCCCCUUGUGCCUUCUUUCAGAUACCCAUGGUUGCAUAUGCUGCUACGGAUCCCACCCUCACUGUCAGCACAGAGCGGCAGUCUUCUCUUUUGACUUGCUUCUCUAUUCCUCUUAGUUCUUUUCUCCUCUCAUCUCAUCCCUCCCCUUGUGCCUUCUUUCAGAUACCCAUGGUUGCAUAUGCUGCUACGGAUCCCACCCUCACUGUCAGCACGGAGCGGCAGUUUGUCAUGCGCACCACCCACAGCGACGCUGCUGAGAUGCAGGCAAUCGCAGACAUUAUCAGGCAUCACGAGGAGGAUCGCUGGAUGGAGGUGGUAACCAUUUACAUUGACAACCGCUUUGGCCGCAACGGCAUCGUGGCUCUCGAAUCAGCGCUUCAGAACAAGGGCUCCAAGGCAAGGAUAUCUCGAGCAAUACCGCUCGACAUCACCUGGACCGUGGCAGAUGUGAAAGAGAAGCUGCUGCCUUUGGUGGAAAGGGAGGAGUCGACAGUGGUGGUGGUGCACGAUGCAGGGGGGCAGGACACGGGGCGAGUGUUCAUCGCUGAGCUGCUGCCUCUGGUGGAGCAGGGGGAGUCGACAGUUGUGGUGGUGCACGAUGCAGGGGGGCAGGACAGGGGGCGGGUGUUCAUCGCUGCCAUGGAGCUGGGGCUGCUGACUGCGCCAUACGCGUGGAUAGCCACAGAGGCCACGUGGACAGUUGUGAUUAGUGGAGACGAAACGCUGGCACCCGUCAGGAAAGCCAUGGAGUGUGGUGCUGUGCGGUGUGGUGCUGUGCGGUGUGGUGCUGUGUGGUUAGCAGUUCACAGGAAGGGAGCUCUGGAACAGCGUGGAUCCCAAGCAGUACCCGGGGGCAGGGAGAAGGUGCGUGCAUGUGUGGUCAACUCAAUGGGUGUAUGUGUGGUCAACUCUAUGGGUGUAUGUGUGGUCAACUCUAUGGGUGUAUGUGUGGUCAACUCUAUGGGUGUAUGUGUGGUCAACUCUAUGGGUGUAUGUGUGGUCAACUCUAUGGGUGUAUUUGUGGUCAACUCAAUGGGUGUAUGUGUGGUCAACUCUAUGGGUGUAUGUGUGGUCAACUCUAUGGGUCUCGCGAGUUUCAACAAGCUCUGGAACAGUGUGGAUCCCAAGCAGUACCCGGGGGCAAGGGAGAAGGGUCAUGUGAACACCACCAGCAGCAUAGGUGGUAGUGGUAGUGGUGGCGGGGAAGCAGCACUGCAGGAGAGGCGAGAUGGGGUUGCAGUCGGUGAUUGGCCACAACUCCCUCUCGCCUCUCCUCUCAGGCACCAACGUUCGACCAUCAGUAGCAUGAGUGGUGCUGGUAGUGAUGGUGAGCAAGCAGCACUGCCAGAGUCGGUCAUUGGGCAUAACUCCAUCUCGCGCCUGCUCACAGGCACCAACGUUCGACCAUCUCCCCCCCUCCUCUCCCCCACUCUCCUCACAUUCUCCCCGUACAGUAACCCCUCCCUCCCUUUCCCCCUCCCAUCAUCCCCUUCCCCGCCCUCCCCUUUCCCCCCAUCACCUCGCAAACGGCACUGCUCUUCGCGAGGUGCUGUUGAAGACGGAAAUAAAAGGGGUCACUCGAGGAAAAAGCUCCUCCCCCUCACUCUUCCCCCUUCCUGCUCUCCCCUGCUCCUCCCCCCAUCCCACCUUCCCUCUCCCCUCUCAGACGGCGCUGCUCUUCGCGAGGUGCUUUUGAAGACGGAAAUAAACGGGGUUACUGGGAGGUUGAAUCUGCUCCCCAACGGGGACCGGGACAAGAGCGACUUGGAGGUUAUCAAUGUGGUCAACGGCACUGCUCGUGUGGUGGCAUACUGGCAGAGCUCCAGAGGGCUGCUGUCCAACACCAAGGCACCUUGGGGUUACCUUCCCAAGAAGAAGCUCCGGCUGGCUGUCCCUGUGAAAAUGGGCUUUCACCAAUUUUCCAGUAUCGCCAGCAGCACCACAGGAAGCGAAUCAGACCAGGCAGCUGUGGGAGGGUUCCCUGUGGCCGUCUUCAGAGCCAUAGCAGCUCACCUCAAGUACCCUCUCCGCUACGAGUUUGUGCCGUUUGGCAACGGGGCUGUUAACCCCAGCUACGACGAGAUGCUGCAAGCCGUGGCUGACAAGCUUGUGCCGUUUGGCAACGGCUCCUCCAACCCCAGCUAUGACGAGAUGCUGCAAGCCGUGGCGGACAAGUUUGCGCUGUUUGGCAACGGCUCCUCCAACCCCAGCUAUGACGAGAUGCUGCAAGCCGUGGCGGACAAGUUUGUGCUGUUUGGCAACGGCUCUUCAAAUCCCAGCUAUGAUGAGAUGCUGCAAGCCAUGGCGGCCAAGGUGGGUGUUCUAGAAUCUUCUAGCCUGGCAAUGGUCACGCUAGCACCGGAAGACUCCAACCCCUGGACGCCGCUCGUGCCCUUCUCCCCUUCCAUGUGGCUCUGGCUCGCCAUAGCCGCUCUCCUCUUCGCCCUCACCAUCCUCUUCCUAGAACGCCUCAACUCCUCCCUCUUCCUGCAACACCCCGUCGAGGGAGACACCAAGGCCGCGCGCUGCCGCUCGAAAGCCUUCUCGUUCCUCCAAGAUCUCUGGGAGGCGCUGUGGAUUGCCUUCCAGAGCUACUUUCUCGUGCCGGUGGAGGUUCACACGCUGCUGGCACGCGUGCCGGUGCUCGUGUGGUACGGGCUGGUGCUGAUUCUCAGCACCUCGUACACAGCCAACCUCACCUCGAUCUACACUGUCAACCUGCUCACUCCGCCCCUCCAGGUGAGCGUUGGUUGUCCCUCCCUUGAGUGUUUCUCGCUGCCGCUCCAAAGCCUUCUCUCUGCUUCAAGACCUAUGGGAGGCGCUGUGGAUUUCGUUUCAGAGAGCUACUUUCUCGUGCCGGUGGAGGUUCACACAUUGCUGGCACGCGUGCCGGUGCUGGUGUGGUACGGGCUGGUGCUCAUCCUGAGCACCUCGUAUACGGCCAACCUGACUUCUAUCUACACCGUCAACCUGCUCACUCCACCCCUCCAGGUGUGGUAUGGUUUGGUGUGGUAUGGUGUGGUGCUCGCUCUGGUGCUGAUCCUGAGCACCUCGUAUACGGCCAACCUGACUUCUAUCUACACCGUCAACCUUCUCACUCCACCCCUCCAUGUGUGGUAUGGUUUGGUGUGGUAUGGUGUGGUGCUCGCUCUGGUGCUCAUCCUGAGCACCUCGUAUACGGCCAACCUGACUUCUAUCUACACCGUCAACCUGCUCACUCCACCCCUCCAGGUGGGCACUGCUUGUCCCUUGAGUGUUCUCUUUGGACUGGCUGGCUGGUGUGAUGGUAUGCUCCCUCUGGUGUGGUGGUAUGCUCAUCCUCAGCACCUCGUAUACGGCCAACCUGACUUCUAUCUACACCGUGCUCACUCCUCCGCUGCAGUGUUUUGGUAUGCUCUCUCCGCUGCUGAUUCUGAGCACCUCGCAUGCAGCCAACCUCACCUCUUUUUACACCGUCAACCUCCUCACUCCUCCCUUCCAGGUGCGCAAUGGCUGUCCCUUGAGUGUUCUCUCUGGAAUGGUUGGCUAGUGUUUUGGUAUGCUCUCUCCGCUGCUGAUUCUGAGCACCUCGCAUGCAGCCAACCUCACCUCUUUUUACACCGUCAACCUCCUCACUCCUCCCUUCCAGGUGCGCAAUGGCUGUCCCUUGAGUGUUCUCUCUGGAAUGGUUGGCUAGUGUUUUGGUAUGCUCUCUCCGCUGCUGAUUCUGAGCACCUCGCAUGCAGCCAACCUCACCUCUUUUUACACCGUCAACCUCCUCACUCCUCCCUUCCAGGUGCGCAAUGGCUGUCCCUUGAGUGUUCUCUCUGGAAUGUGUUUUGGUAUGCUCUCUCCGCUGCUGAUUCUGAGCACCUCGCAUGCAGCCAACCUCACCUCUUUUUACACCGUCAACCUCCUCACUCCUCCCUUCCAGGUGCGCAAUGGCUGUCCCUUGAGUGUUCUCUCUGGAAUGGUUGGCUAGUGUUUUGGUAUGCUCUCUCCGCUGCUGAUUCUGAGCACCUCGCAUGCAGCCAACCUCACCUCUUUUUACACCGUCAACCUCCUCACUCCUCCCUUCCAGGUGCGCAAUGGCUGUCCCUUGAGUGUUCUCUCUGGAAUGGUUGGCUAGUGUUUUGGUAUGCUCUCUCCGCUGCUGAUUCUGAGCACCUCGCAUGCAGCCAACCUCACCUCUUUUUACAACACCGUUAA
Closterium sp. Yama58-4 is the source of this 4455-nucleotide messenger RNA. NCBI's taxonomy places the organism in Eukaryota, Viridiplantae, Streptophyta, Zygnematophyceae, Desmidiales, Closteriaceae. The record is from the annotation of a GenBank genome assembly.